GCUCCAAGUAGCUAGGGAAAACGAUGGACGACAGAAGUGUUUGUACUCCGCUAACUGUGGAGUCAGACGCUCCAAAUAACACUACCAGUUCCCCUAACGCGGCUUCUGUCACAUAUGCUGACAAAGUAAUAAACACUAAAAUAGACAUUACCCAGGUUGAAGGAGACAAGAGUGAGGAGGAGCUACUAAAGGAUCUCCUCACUGAUGAGUACUGCCAUGUGUGCGAAGCUGUGCUUUUGUUUGAAUCUCAGCGGCUGUCCCACUAUGAGGGAAAGAGACAUGCUCAAAAAGUCAAGGUGUACCUGCAAGCCAAAAGAGCAGAGAAGAUAAACAAAGGCUCCACGGGACCCCAGUGGACCAUGACUACUGAUAAAGACCGUUUCUGUGAGCUGUGUAAUAUGGUGUUCAGUUCCCAUGUGGUGGCAAGAUCACACUAUGAAGGCAAAGUCCACACAAAAAAUCUUCGUAAACAAGGUCUUCACCCACCAGGCAAAUUUAUAGAGAGGAACACAGAGGUGCACACUUUACCAAGUCUUGCUCAGGAUCCUGAUAAUUCUGAGCAGAAAUCGUCCCCAGAAGGUGGUACGGAGCAUGUUCUGGACCCAACAGCCACCACAGCUACUUCAAGCACAGAGGUUGAUCUAAAGGACCCUAACAAAUACUGUGCCCUUUGUGCUGCCUCCUUCAACAACCCCCAGAUGGCCUUGCAGCACUACAAUGGACGCAAACACCAGAGAAAUCAGGCCAGACAGGAGCUGCUCCGAGAGCUGGGAGAUGACGUACAACAAGCCGAGUCCCUGAUGUGUCAGAUGUGUAGUCUGCAGUUUAACUCUGUGGAGAUGUAUCAGGCCCACAUGCAGGGAAACAAACACCAGAUCAGGGAGAAGAAAGUUGUUGACCUGUGCAAAUCCCAACAAAAAGUCUAUGGCACAUUUGCAGAUGAACUGGCAGAUUACAUUCAGGUGCAGAAGGCUCGUGGAAUCACCCUCAAGACCAAUCAAGUCCUCGCUCAGGGUGACACACAAAGGGAAGGAGAAGAUGAUGAAGAAGAAGACCAGGAAGUAUUAAACGAGGGAGACGUGAUAGAACCAAAUAAACUUAUGCCCAACCUUCCUCCCAUCUCUAACCCUCCUCAUCCGUCCCACCCUGGUUCUUACUACUACGGUGAAACAUGUUAUCCCUCAUAUCAAGGCCCACCCUGGGCAUCCCAUGGCUGGAGCUACAGCUACCCUCCUCCACUCCUCCCACACUCAGGUAUUCCACAGUUCACCGGCCGACCCAUAAAGAGAAGGAGGCACAGAAAACAGUCAAGCUCCUCGUCAUAUUCUACCUCAUCGUCUUACUCCUCGUAUUCUUCCAGUAGUAGUAGCACAAAUGACAGCGAUGACAGUGAAUACAGGCGCAGAGAAAAGAAGAGAAUUAGAAGAUCCAGGAGGGAACGAGGCAGGAGGGGAAGAGAUGUGGAGUCUGACAAGGAGGAGAGGAGGAGGAGGAAACGCCGGAGGAGGGAAAGAGUCUCAGAGGAGAGGAGGAGAGAGCAAUCUGUAGAGUCUGAGGAGGGGGGCAAGAGAAAAAAGCUAAAAAAUCACGGCAAGCAUAGGCGAAAAGAAAAAAAGUUCCAGAAAGAAAACUUCGAGGUGGAAAGAGAAGAAAGGGUGACGGACAAAUUACAGCCAGAAGAUGUGAUGGAGAAUAGAAAAGAAACUGAAAUACAUAUUCAGGCUGAAAUGGAUGUUGAGAGGGAGGAUGGACAGGAUGAGGCAGCCAAACCCAAAUUUAGAAAAGAGAAGAAGAAAGCGAAAGACAAAGUGGACACAAGGACAGAAGAGGAGAAGCUUUGGGACGACUCCAUUCUGGGUUGUUAACUGAACUGCUGACAUUUUGGCAAACAUAAAUUAUUAUUAAAUCAAGCAUGAAUUGCAUUGAAAUAUCAAAACUGUGUAUAUUAAAAUUAUUAAAAUAAAGUAGCAGUUAACUAAUACAUUUUCAUUAUCUUCUCUUAUAGCCUAAAAGUUGUUUUCCAUAGGUGUGCUAGCUGGCUAGCCAUGUCAGUAUUUGUAAGGAAUGAAUGUCUUAAUUCAGUGUGUUUGGAAGAGUGUCAGCUUUUCUUUUCACCAUGACACCUAAUAAUAUCUUUAACUAAAUUAAUGUGUACAGUUGUGAUGUUUGAAUCUCUUAUGUUCUUGCCCUUUAUGUUAAAUUGUCCUCUUAACAUCUUAACAAAUAAGUUAGCUAAAUUUUGAUCAUGAACGUGUGCUUUUGAUAAGGAUGUGAUAGAUUGUGAUCCCUUCAGCAGUCUCUGGUUGGCGCUGUUGAGCUUUACUCAGCACAUCAGUGAAGCAAUUAAAAGCCCGUACAUGUUGGAA
This is a messenger RNA of Amphiprion ocellaris (clown anemonefish), 2366 nucleotides long. It is a transcript of the gene zmat1, whose product is annotated as zinc finger matrin-type 1. The record is from RefSeq and is a predicted model, not a curated record. Gene Ontology annotation, molecular function: nucleic acid binding; zinc ion binding. NCBI's taxonomy places the organism in Eukaryota, Metazoa, Chordata, Actinopteri, Pomacentridae. The transcript has 7 exons. The coding region runs from base 24 to 1865 and encodes 613 amino acids.